AUGUCAACUAUUUUGCCUUAUUUGAUAAAUAAAACCAAUAACAUUUUAUUGUUAAGAGGAGAUGUUGGAAAACCCAAACCAUCAAUAUAAGAAUUGCCUGAUUCCAGUUAUUGUUAUGGUAAAAAAGUUAAUAGAGAUGGAAUUGGAAUGAAAGAAAUUACUUCGGAUUGGUAAUAUGGGAACAGUAUGCAUCAUAAAAAGUCGAAAACUGUAAAAUUACCAGAUGAGAGUUUUGUUUAUGGACUUAAAAACAAGUAACCAAAUAAUAUUAGGAUAGACCUUCAACACCUUUUGGAAAAGUUAUUAAUAUGAAAUAUGCAAAUGAAGCAACAGAACUUAUUGAAAGUAUUUAUAGAAUGAGAAGUUAAAGAAUAUCAAAGAAAUAGGUCAUCUAAAAGAACAGAUCAUAUUCCUUAAGAUUAGAACAUAAUACAAAAAAAAAAGAAGAAGAACAUAGAGAAUUUAAGAUUAAGAGGUUUUUAGAAAUAAAGUCUAAAAUAUAUUAAUUAUGAU
Molecule: messenger RNA, 513 nt
Organism: Paramecium sonneborni
Lineage: Eukaryota; Ciliophora; Oligohymenophorea; Peniculida; Parameciidae
Source: the annotation of a GenBank genome assembly